AUGCAAAAUUUUAACUUAAAACGGUCAUCUUGCUUUGCAAUUCCUCAAACGAGUAGUAUUAAUGCUGUGAAGAACUUAGCUAAGGGAAGGCCUAGCUCAAUUAUUAAAGGGUAUUCCAGUAAAGGUUCGACUAAAUCUGGCAAGCAGAUGACUUCGAUGAAGUCUUACGGCAGUGCCACGACUUUUAGAAAUCAGAAAUGUAAGAAGGGCAAGAGUAAAGCUAAACUACUGGAAAGCUACAUCAAUAAAGAGAACACCCACCUAGUUUACCCAUUGGAGAAAGGGAGAGAAAUCUCACACCAAAUCAGCCCUGAUUUCUCAAAGACUAGGAAUAUACUGUCCUUAAAGACUAGGAAUAUCAGUCCAAAUGCUCUGAAAGAGAUCGGAGAAAGAUGCAGUAGCACAAAUGACUUGCAUCAAAACAGGAAAUUAUCCUGCCUUACCCCAGAAGCAGUUCAAGGAGUGGUAGUUAUAGAUGUCAUUAAGGAGCUUAAUGAAGCUAUGGAAACCUUACGUUCCGAAAUUACCGCUGAAAUCCAUGUCUUAAAAGAGAAUUAUGAGCUCUGCUAUAAAGAAAAUUCUGACUGCAAAGCUAAAAUCCAGUAUCUUGAAGAGAAGGUGUUUUCCCAAGAAUCUCAGAUAACUGACCUUGAAGCAAAGAUAACUUGAUUAAAAAGCCCCUAUAAAAAGAAAGAAAAGCGCCGCCCAGGCGUUUGCAAUUUCAUGAUAAAUUUAAAAUCUGAGGAGAGGCCUAAAAGCGCACAAGAGAUAUUGGUUCUCAACGGUGAGAAGAAGAUGAAGUCACGAAAUGAAGUCUCAACUAAGCAAUCCAAAAUACAGUGAAUAACUACGAGGGAUAAAAUGCCCUUUGAAGGUAGAUCAAUGUCUAUGAAAACCACACUUGAAAGAACACUGGGGACAAGCAACAAAACAUGGGAAAUUGAGGACGAAAUUAAGGAAAUGAAUAUAGUUGAAUCCUAUGAUAGGAGACAAGGUAGUCUACAACCAGUAGAGUUAGAUGAUAGGAACUUGGUCCUUGCUGAAGAAGGUCAUAUUUCAAAGCUCAGGACCUUCCAUAAUGUCUCUGAUAUGAAAUCCACUGGUUAUAAGUCUCUUAAAAAGUGUAAAUCGGAUAAGUUAAUUCAUUUCCCGACUAUUUUGGGUCAGAAUAAACCUAAAAAGAAUGCUAAUAAACGACUCUCUUACCUUGAAAGGUACCAAAAAGUUAAAGAGCUUGAAGUAAAUCUCAACUCUUUAAGAAGAGAUGAUCUCUCCCAAAAUCGAAAGCUGCUGAAGGAUAGGAAUAUUCAUAAAUUUUGAAAUGCCAAGCUGACCCAAAAAACUAGGCUCCCACAGACAGCAUUUACUCUUUCAAAAAACAGAUCAGAAGCAGAUAUCCUAGCUGGUAUUAAUUCAAGGAUGCAUAUGUAGUGAAUAAGAGUCCAU
Messenger RNA from Moneuplotes crassus, 1446 nucleotides. The record is from the annotation of a GenBank genome assembly. Lineage: Eukaryota; Ciliophora; Spirotrichea; Euplotida; Euplotidae.